GCGAAAAUCGAUAAUCUGCUUGUAAACAAGCCUAACCAAAUGUAGGACAAACACUCAUAGUACAAUUUUCAUAUUCCGCAAUUAUUGUUUCAAGUUACCUUUUGAUUUAACCACUCUUCGUUUAUUUGUGAGUGUUAAAUUAGUUAGCAAACAUGGAUACAGCGAAUGUUGGGUAUUCUUAUCAUUUACCGACUGGUGGCUGGAAUUAUAAGAUCCGCAACACAUUGUCACAAUUCAGUGAUUUGUUCAGCGAAUUUAAUAAAUAUAUCGCGCCGGCAUAUCAUCAUGAUCGCUGUGAAAGAUCUGUUCAAAUGAGGAUUUAUUCAAUGCACAAAGGGGAGUUUGUGAUGGUAUUUAUUGCGUUUUUCGCUUGUUUCGGCUUAGGCGUAUUUAUAGGAUUGGCAGGCCCCUCACCCACUAUGACGACUUCCAUCCCCGCAUCAUCAGUGCUGACGAACGCGAGCAGCAUCUACCAGGGCCCCUUCCACCUGCACAGCAAGGCGCUCGGCCUGCGCGCGCAGCAGCUGUGGCUCAUGGCUGAGAUACUCACUAACAACGACGAUGAAGAGAUAUUCGACAAAAGCUUCCAAGUUAGUAUUUCUAUAGAAGGCGUGUUAGCAGACCAUACAACGGAAGAUAUUCUGUCUGAAGCAGACGCUCCCAAUAGGACCCAACACCUAAAGUGCAAGAAGCGAGUAUGCGACGAGGUGAUGAUACUCCACAUCCUAUGGCUGGACUACACACAUUACGUGUUCAACGUCAACUUCUUCGGGCUCAAGGAGUUCCACCACAGAUACUUUAUUAGAGACAUCAUUUUCUAUUUCAAAACUUACAACCCAGCAUUUACGCAGAUGGAGACUUGGUUUCGAUUUAUAUUUGUGAUGACGUCUUUCUUUAUGACCUUCUGGUUUGCCUACAUGAUGCGGAAAUACCCUAUGACGGACUGGUCGAUAGAACAGAGAUGGAUUUAUAUUUUGUUGCCGUUAUUGCUUACUUUUAAUGAUCCUAUUUACCCGUUAAGAUUUUUUCCGGGGGCCAUCAUGGCGCCUCUGAUCGGAAAUUUCUUCCAAACUAUAUUCCUUGGAGCUGUUAUGAUAUCGUGGCUUGUGCAGUAUCACGGACUUAGACAGAAUGACAGAGGCAUUGUCUCCUUCUACUUAUUUAAAUACGUGGUGGUGAUAAUGUGUGGGAUCCCAGCCAUCGUGCUCGGGAACUGGCAGAAGUUCAACAGUUAUUUGGACCCCACCUUCAACUAUAUGAUGGACCCAGAUUAUCCACUGGUGAAACUAUGGUUCUUCUGUGCAAUCACGAUAUACUUCUUAUACUUACUUAUAUUGAUAAUUAAGGCGUAUAGUGAUUUGAGGAAUAUGCCUUUCUUUGAUAUCCGACUCCGCUGCUUAUCCAUAGUAGUGGGUACGGUAACGUCCAUUAUUACAAUCCUAGCGCUCCAGGGCUGGGGCCCGGCCGCCCUGCAGGACCACUGGGCCUGCCAGCCCAAGGUACACUUCGACACGUCAGCACCAUUCAUGGCCCUGUACGGGCUGUUCAACUUUUACAUAUACAUACUGGCCUAUUUGUUCUCGCCCGGUGGGGGAAAUAUCCAUGAAACGGCCAUAACCAAAGACAACCCCGCCUUCUCUAUGAUCAACGAUUCAGAUGAAGAGGUUAUCUAUGGAUCAGACGAAGAAAGCCGACGUCCACUGAACUCCCACCAUAGGAUUACUACUGAUGAAGAUUUAUAGAUAAUUAACUAUAACUUAAAAUAAUAUUUUCCGUAAAUGUCAUUUUUUUCUUGUUAUAAAAUUCUAAAACUAAUUAGA
Helicoverpa zea (corn earworm) is the source of this 1820-nucleotide messenger RNA. RefSeq names its product transmembrane protein 181. The record is from RefSeq and is a predicted model, not a curated record. The transcript is spliced from 12 exons. The coding region runs from base 153 to 1742 and encodes 529 amino acids. Gene Ontology annotation, molecular function: toxic substance binding. NCBI's taxonomy places the organism in Eukaryota, Metazoa, Arthropoda, Insecta, Lepidoptera, Noctuidae.